Molecule: messenger RNA, 1759 nt
Organism: Owenia fusiformis
Lineage: Eukaryota; Metazoa; Annelida; Polychaeta; Sabellida; Oweniidae
Source: the annotation of a GenBank genome assembly
AUGUUUUGAAACAUAAUGGACUGUGUAUAUACGCUCAUCAAUUUGGCAUAGCGACAAGAAUAUUUCACCUGAACAGGUAUUAUAUUGCAGAUGGAAUGACGAGGGUAGACUACCACACCUACAAUUAAGACAUGGCAGAGAAGUUUGUGUAUCUUAUAGGAGUUGCUGUAGGUGUAGUUGCCCUACUCAUUCUCAUCCUAGUGCCUUCAAGCUUCUCCUACCUUGAGUACCAUGAGUUUGGCUUUGUAAAGCGUAAAACGACGGGGGAAGUUAGCUUAGAUAAAGUGUAUGGAAGUGGACGUUAUGCGAUUGGUCCAGAUCACAUGUUCAAGACAUUCACUUCUUCUGCACAUGUAGUGUAUAUGGACAAUAUUGAUGUAUUUGCAUCAGAUAAGCUUGAGGUAACAAUGUCAGCGACGUUCCAAUAUUUCUUGAGGGAAGAGGAUUUAGCUGACCUCCAUAAGGCUUAUGAUAUAUACUAUGCACCCAUUAUGAAAACCAGUGCAGUGGAUGCCUUAAAGGGAGCUUCAACGAUUCAUUCGACAAGAGACUUCAUCCGUAAUCGUAAAGAGAUCGAGGCAGACUUGUUUAAGGCUGUUAGAGAACGACUUGGGGGAAAAUGUUGCGAGAAGGACUGUGGCACCCCUGGAAAUCCAUCCUGUUAUAGUGGAUGUAAAGCAUAUAGCACAUGUACAAAAAGUGAUAAAGGACUGUUUGCAAGUGUACGGUAUUUCCAACUUGGCCAGGUGAAAAUCCCAAUGGAUGUGGAGGGCAGGUUUCUUCAGGCUCUCAUCCUGAAUGAACAGACAGAGAGAGAACAUUUCCUGCAAGAAGCAACAGUUGUCAGGAAAGAAACAGAAGGUUUGGUUAAGGAUAUCAUCAACGAAGCUCACGAGAUUUCCCAAAAUGCAACAGCUCAAGCAAAUCUGAUUCUCUCGCAAGCUAACGCCACAGCAACACAAACAUUAGAAAAUGCCCAAAUGACUGGACUUCGAACACUUUUUAAUGGCCUGGGUAUAUCAAUGACUGAUAACCAUAAAAUGUCUUUUAACUAUCUAAGGAAUUUGAAAGAUCUGUCCAACCUGCAUAUGGCUGUUGAUUUUAAUAGUCUCAUGGUUGGGCCAUUAAAAUCACCUUAAUCUCCUUUGUAUCUAUUUAUAUUUGGGAUGAUGAGUGACAGGACUGAAAGAUACAAACAACUUAUAAGCAAUAUAACACUUAUUCUAUGAAUUUAAUCAGAUGGAAAACUGUUUAGCCCAAUUCCACUGAGAGAGUAUUUUUAUAGGAAUUUUAUAUCGAAUGUUGAUAUUUUGUCACAAUAUCCUAGAAAUUGUUACAUAUAUAGAUUGUACUAAUUUUCUAUAUUAAAUUGUGAUAAACUCUCAGGUAAAAUGUUCUACUUCUAGUUUACAUAACAUACAAGAUGGGCCAAAAUCAUUAAAGCUAUUAAUAAUACUUCUAAGAUUAAUGCUCUACUGUACAUGUACAUACAUUAUAAUUAGUGGAGAUACAGAGAAGUAUCCAUCCAUGUUUCCAGUGUAUUACUAGAAUAAUAGUAAUCAGAUUUGGCUCAUAAUUUUAUAGUCUGGUGUAUUAAAGGCAUAGAAUCCCUUCACAAAAAACAACAAAAUCCAAAGAAUAUUUUCGAAACAUCCUCUAUUUUUUAAAAACCAAAAUCUUGGAAAAAUAAUCAAAAGCCUUUAAAACAGAUUGAAGUAUGAAUUAUUGUGAAUUAUGAAUGUGAUUGUCUGAGUACUGU